AUGCCAUCAGCUAUCUCAGACGUCUUUAGUAAAGGCGCCAAACUACUCCCACCUAUCACCGACAAGACCUUCAGUUCUUACUUCGAUUUCCUUGGCAGUAGUCGCAUUGUUCUUCUUGGAGAUGCAAGCCAUGGCACUUCCGAGUUCUACCACGCUCGUGCAGAAAUCACAAAACGGCUAAUCGAACACCAUGGGUUCAAGACUAUCGCCCUCGAGGCAGAUUGGCCCGACGCCGAAUCUCUCGAUCGCUACGUCCGGCAACGACCCGGCCCCCAGGCGAAUAUUGAAAAAGACGUUCCAGAUGGUGCGCCUUUCAAGCGCUUCCCGACCUGGAUGUGGAGGAACCGAGAGAUGCAAGAUCUCGUCCACUGGCUACGCGACCGCAACGCUGCUCUACCAAAGACCGAACGCUCAGGCGUAUUCGGCCUCGACUUAUACAGCAUCGGUACAUCUCUAGAUGCAGUAAUCAAAUAUCUCGAUCAGGUUGAUCUCGAAAUGGCGCAGAAGGCUCGUCGUCGAUAUGGAUGUAUUCAGCCGUAUGUAGACGAGCCGUCAAGAUACGGCCUUGAGUCCCUCCUGUCGCCUGAUUUCGAGAAUUGCGAAAAGAAGAUCAUCGCCAUGCUUCGCGAUCUAAUGAAAAAACGCCUUGACUACUCGUCGAUGCAUGAAGAUGGCGAGGAAUUCCAUAGCGCGGAACAGAAUGCACUACUAGUGGCGGACGCAGAGAAGUACUAUAAAUCUAUGUAUCAUAGGGAUGAUCCCAGCUGGAAUCUGCGCGACAAGCACAUGUUUGAGACUCUGGUACGGCUGAUGAAAUUUAGAGGGGGCAAAGUGAUCGUAUGGGCUCACAACAGUCAUUUGGGAGAUGCCAGAUACACAGGUAUGAGCAAAAGAGGAGAAUUGAACCUAGGCCAACUAUGCCGCGAGGUAUUCGGGGACGAAACUAUUAUUCUCGGUUGCGGAACCCAUACCGGUACUGUUGCAGCAGCUGAUAAUUGGGGCGGCGACAUGGAAGUCAUGAAUGUUGUCCCGUCUCGGACUGACAGCUGGGAGAGGCAGGCGCAUGAUACGGGACUUAAAAGUUUCAUCUUCAAUAUUAAAGAGGCGUCAUCGAGCGACGAGACUUUGAGGGAGAAACUAAUGCAGAAGAAGCUCCAGAGGUUCAUUGGGGUCAUCUAUAGGCCUGAUACGGAACUCCAGAGUCACUAUAGCAGUGCUAUACUCGGGAAGCAGUUCGACGCAUACUUGUGGUUUGAUGAGACCCAUGCGGUCAAUGCACUGGAGAAGAAGCAGCCCAAAACACCAUUGUCUCUGGAGGAGACUUAUCCUUUUGGCGAGUAA
Venustampulla echinocandica is the source of this 1341-nucleotide messenger RNA. RefSeq lists its product as uncharacterized. The transcript has a single exon. NCBI's taxonomy places the organism in Eukaryota, Fungi, Ascomycota, Leotiomycetes, Helotiales, Pleuroascaceae. Gene Ontology annotation, biological process: response to antibiotic. Bases 1 to 1341 code for a protein of 446 amino acids. The record is from RefSeq and is a predicted model, not a curated record.